AACAACUCAAUACUAUAUCAUUAAAUAUAAAUUCUGAACAAGAUUCUGAUUAUAGAAAUGAAGAUUAUGAAUAUUAUGAAGAUGAUUAUAGUUAUGAUAAUAAUUCUUUAUACAAUAAACUGCUAUCUUCAACAUUAGAAAUAAACACUAGUUCACCAUCUUCAGUAUUAGAGAUAAAUUCAAGUUCACCAAUAUUAACAUUAGAACCAAAUACUUCAACAUUAGAAACUAAUUCCACAUCACCUUCAGCGCAAGAUACAGAUAUAAUUUUAUCAAACAAGCCAUCACCUUUGUGUAAUCCAGUUUGCUUUAAAUGUAAACUUGAAUUUUCAGAAAAAUCUGAAAAUUUGACUUUGGAAGACCCACAAUCUAAACUUUCAUUGUUUGAGAUAGGAGCCCGAACCACUGAAGCGAUUAAUAAAAUCAGAGAAAUAUUUGAUCAAUAUAUUACUUCAUCAAAUAAAUCAACAAAUAUUUCACUUAACAGAGUAAAGGAUAAUAUUAUUACAACACGUAAUUACUUUUAUGGACUUAAACGACAUCAUAAUGAAUCAAUUUCUGAAAUAAAUCAGAAAGCUACAGAUGAAUUAGAACGAUACUUAGCCUUGUGA
Dentiscutata erythropus is the source of this 611-nucleotide messenger RNA. The record is from the annotation of a GenBank genome assembly. NCBI's taxonomy places the organism in Eukaryota, Fungi, Glomeromycota, Glomeromycetes, Diversisporales, Gigasporaceae.